Molecule: messenger RNA, 493 nt
Organism: Danaus plexippus (monarch butterfly)
Lineage: Eukaryota; Metazoa; Arthropoda; Insecta; Lepidoptera; Nymphalidae
Exons: 3
Coding region: 1-414 (137 amino acids)
Source: RefSeq, a predicted model, not a curated record
AUGUCUCCCUCGAGCAGUAUAUGUGCCGCGACUGGAGAACAACAGACAUGUGUAUGGGAUGCUGGAGUAGCUCUCAUCACCAGGCAGCCCUGGGGAUAUUGGAAGCUGUUGGGUUUCAGUGUACGAGGACCGGGUUGCAGCGCACCCGCCCGGUUCCUGCCCAUCCAACACUAUCUGUCCUGGCUAGAAGGGAUCAUCAUCAACGUAGACCGGAGAUCAAACAACGAGGACAAAAUCUUGACAUUUAGAAGAGUGUCCCCGAUCGAACUAAUAAUGUAUGAGGGUAAGAUCCUUCAACCUAAAGAGUUCGGUAUAUGUGAACGCAAGAUAAGAGGCAACGUGGUGUACAAAGACAGCACUGAACUGCUGAUCAAUAAGAACUUCGCACAAGGAUUCUUCUUCGUAAGGAUAUAAUGAGCCGUAUAUUGUUUACUCUAUCUGCCUCUGUAGUCUCACCCUCUCCUGGUUUUAUAUUCUGCUAUUAUUGGCAUUU